Molecule: messenger RNA, 2396 nt
Organism: Phytophthora nicotianae INRA-310
Lineage: Eukaryota; Oomycota; Peronosporomycetes; Peronosporales; Peronosporaceae
Exons: 1
Coding region: 192-2240 (682 amino acids)
Biological process (GO): sphingosine biosynthetic process
Cellular component (GO): cytoplasm; membrane; intracellular membrane-bounded organelle
Molecular function (GO): kinase activity
Source: RefSeq, a predicted model, not a curated record
CUUUUAGCUCGCUUUUAGCACUGACUGGAUUGUGGUAAUCCCUUUCCCUACCCAUUAACCUUUGUGUCGAACGGAUAGAGCGAGCGCAACAGCAAGGGCAAUCAGCAUAAUCGAAACUCUGGCUGCGACGCAGAGCAGACUCGAGCGGCGUGAGUGGGUCUUAGCUGACCCCGAUCAGGUGCACUAACAGCAUGAGUCCGACCACCAGCCGCGGUCCGCAGACCGUACCCGAAGGAGCGCUGAGUAUGACGCCACGAGGCGGCAACACGUCGUUCCUGGACGGAUUGAACACUCCGCCCAGUUCACACGGCAAGAGCUCCGUGCACUUCGCAGGCGCCGAGGAAGCGUCUUACUCGUCGCAAUCGUCCAAUAUCCUAUCGCCGCGCGGUGUACGCUCCAGCGACGUGGAGCUUACGACGCCCAAGACGCCCGAGGAGGAAGCCGAGACCAGUAGUCAAAGCGGUUUCGCGCUGCCUACGCUCUCACAGGCUCAGAGUAACAGCGACGCUAACAAGAAUUACCAGCAAUACGUGCAACGUCAGCUGCAGUUGCCGCCGUUGUCGCCACACACGCGUAGUGCCGGCAAGGCCAGUAGUCACGGAAUGCCGCCUAAACGUAGCCAAACGUACGUGCAGCAGCUAUCCAGGGAAUCGGCCAGGGAACUCGCCAAGACCGCGUUCAGUAUGCGCUCUACUUCGGUCGGAGACUUUACGUUCGAUAACCCACACGAGGUCGUGGGCAGCAGCCUACGCGAGAGCAUUCGUCGAGUCACCGCCUUCUCGAGACGAGAAGCUCCACUCGAUACCCAGCUCAACACGGUCGUGCGGGUGGAUCACCACGUCCGCAAGUGCGAGUUGAGACUGGAUCCGGAGACCAUCACGUGGUCAAGAGGCAAGAAAACACUCGGCGUCUUGUCCACCGACGACGUGGUGGGCGCCGAGGUCAUUGCCAAGAAGAAGGCCGACACCUUCCGUGUGCACUACUUCAAAAAGGGUCGCGGCACUGGAGCCAAGGCACUACUACGCAAGCCCAAAUACGUGGACUUCCACUGCCUCGAGACUGACGUAGUGGACAGUUGGGUCGGCGCCAUCCAGGAGCUCGUACGCUGGCAAGCUCGCGCUCCGCCUAUUUCCGAGAAGCGGCUCUUGAAGGUGGUGGUUAACCCUCAUUCGGGUAAACGCCAAGCUCGUCGCAUUUGGGCAGACAAAGUGAAGCCAUUCCUGGAUUUGGGUAACUUUGAUUGCGUAGUGGAAGAAACGACCCAUUCUGGCCAUGGUGCCGAAAUGGGUAAAAGUUACUCGGCUGACGAUGGCUUUGAAGCCCUCGUGUUUAUCGGAGGAGACGGAACCCUAUGUGAGUUCAUGAAUGGACUACUCACUCGUCCAGAGCAUGAAUGGCGCGAAAUUGUGGCGUCAACGCCCAUUUCGCUCAUUUCAGCCGGUACCCAGAACGCCUUUGGCACGGGGGCGGGUAUCCCGACAGUCAACGCCGCUCUGUACUGCAUCUUGAAGCGCAAAAUGCGUCCACUGGAUGUGGUGACGGCUGUGUCUGCUGCCAACCCGGAGGUGGUGCACUACAGCUACUGCGGUCUCGGCUGGGGUGUUGCAGGCGACAUCGCUGCCGAGUCGGAACGGUACCGUUGGAUGGGUACACUACGAUAUGCUUUCCUCAAGGUGAAGCGCACCGUUGUGUUGCCCAAGAAACACAGUGGCCGUGUCCGGUACGUGUUGACGGAACCGCAGCCGCCACUUCUCCGGUACGACGAUUAUCCGGAUGCCGGUGCACUCGACCAGUUCGAAGUGGAGGAAGGCACAGUGUACGAUAUGGACCGCUUCAGUCAGCAACGCAAGUCGUGGGGAGGCAUCGCUGGCAGUAUUUCAAGUCCUGCCAGUCGUAAGAGAUACCCCGAGUUCCUGUGGAAAGAGGACUGCAGCAAGUACGUUGUGGUGGGCGUUGUCAACAUCACUCCUGACGGCGCUUACUCGCACCCUUCAGAUGGCAAUUUGGAUCUCAUUCUCACCCGUAAGGGCGGUUUGGUAGCCGUGGCCAAGCUGUUCGGUCUGUAUCUGAUGGGCAAGGAGCUCCAGAGCGAACUGAUCUCGUACUUGAAGGUCAAGGCCGUCGAGAUUGAGCCUGACCAACUGGACGACUGCAUGAACAUCGACGGCGAAGUGCUGGAAGGAGGACCCUGGCGCAUGGAGGUGGUACCCAGCCUCUUCAAGGUGCUGUCUGAAAAGUAAGCGGCCUCAAACAUAUCGGGAAGCACUGCGCAUGAAGCAGUGUGUCAAGCUUCUGCCCACCUGGACUCCACAAGUUUUUUCUUACCGUAUUUUUUUUUUCUUUUCUUGCAAAGUUGUAAAUAAUUUUUUCGUCUUCUUCAUCAGUCUUUAUAUGCA